Messenger RNA from Tetrahymena thermophila SB210, 2112 nucleotides. Its product is annotated as ABC transporter family protein. The transcript has a single exon. The record is from RefSeq and is a predicted model, not a curated record. Gene Ontology annotation, molecular function: ABC-type transporter activity; ATP binding; ATP hydrolysis activity. NCBI's taxonomy places the organism in Eukaryota, Ciliophora, Oligohymenophorea, Hymenostomatida, Tetrahymenidae. Gene Ontology annotation, biological process: transmembrane transport. Gene Ontology annotation, cellular component: membrane.
AUGUUAAGUAAGAUAAAAUCUAUCUUUAGUCUUAGUAAGGAGAACUUAGAAACAAAUAAUAAAAAUAAUAACUAAAUCCCUGUAAAAGAGGAAGAGUAUGUUCCUUCUGCAUUUGAGAUAUUGAAAUUCAAUUUUUAAUUCUUAAAAAUAGAUUACUCAAGCAUUUUGUACAGAUAUAUUUACUAUAUUUAUGAUUCUUAUGUGAGAGUUAUUACGCCUUUUAUAUUACUAGAAGUUAAAAAUGCAAUAGUUGAAAACGAUUUUGAAAAAAUGAAAUAUUAAAUUGUAAAGUAUAUGCUUUUAAAAUUUAUAUUACAGAUAUUAUGUUUCUUAGAUACCAAAAUAAACUAUAAUUAGAAUUAAGAAACUGAAUAACAAGUAUAGAAGUCUAUUUUAGAAAACAUUUUGAGCAAAGAUGUACAGUUUUUUGAAGAUAAUAAGAUAACAUAAUUAGCAGAUACAUUAAAGUAAGGAAGUGAAUAUAUAGCAAACGAGCUUUCUUAUGGAAAUAUUUACUAGAAAUUUAAUUUAGCAAUAACAAUUAUUUCAAAAAUGUACUUUAUAUACUACUUAAGCCCAUACUUAUUGAUUAACUUUUUGGUGACAUGCUUUUUAUUUUAGAUAGUUAUGUUUUUACUGUUUCUAAAGAUUGAAAAAUUACAAGAAAAAAAAAGUAAAAAAAAUGAUGUAUUAGAUUUUGUUGUUGAUGAUAUUCUUAAUAACAUAACAGUUAUCAAAACAUUUGGUACAGAAUUGAAAGAAUCUAGUAGAAUAUAAAAUAUGAUCCUAAAAAGUGAAGAGGAAUCCAAAUAAAUAAAUGCUUUAUAACAAAUGUCUUAUGUACUUAGAUCAGCGUCUUUUGAAAUUGUAAAUAUUUGUCUAAUUUUAUAAAUAUUUUUCUAAAUUGGACUCUCAGCACCUAUUAAUUAAGUUGCUUAAUCUAUCACUGAUAUCUUUUAAGCUAAUUAUUAUGGUUUUUAAUUGGCAAAUUAAAUAAUAAGGAUUAUAUUAAAUAAACCAGAGAACUAUUAUCUUGAUGGUAAAAAGUAAGCAGGCAAAAUAAUGUAACUAUUCAAAUUACAAUCUGGAAUACCUUAAGAUAUCUAUUAUGAUAAAAAAGAUGAAUCAUAAUUUACUGGCGAUAUAGUCUUUGAUAAUGUUUCUUUCAAGUAUCCUGCCUCAAAAGAUAGUUUAGCUAAAAUAAAUCAAAAGAUCUAGCAGGAAGAUAAAUCCAUUGAAAAUAAUCAAUAAGAUUAAAUAUCAUCUAAACAAUAAGAUGAGUUGGAAUACUCUUCUGAUUAAGAUUCUGACCUUUCAGAUUAAAAUUUAUAAAAAGAAGACACUAAAUUGCUUGAAUUAAAUAAACAAAAUUCUGCUUUUGAGAGAGAAUAUGUCAUCAAUAAUCUCUCGUUUAAAAUUAAAUAAGGUCAAUAUGUAGCUUUUGUUGGAAAGAGCGGAUGUGGAAAAUCUACAAUCAUAAAACUACUUUAAAGAUAUUAUGAUACUACUUCUGGAUCUAUCCUUUUUGAUAAUUAAAAUAUUCGUGACUGCUCUAUUGGUAAACUUAGAAGAAGCGUAGGUUUUGUAAGCUAGGAACCUUCACUUUUCGAUAAUGAUAUAGAAUAUAAUAUAACUUAUGGAUCUAUUGAUAGUGAUUACACUGAUGAAGAUAUCUAAAAAGUUUGUGACAUGUCAGGAGUUAGCGAAUUUGUGUUUGAUAAAAACAGAUUUCCGAAGGGACUAAAAACUUUAGUUGGCUCAAAAGGAAUGAAAUUAAGUGGAGGUUAGAAGUAGAGAAUAGCAAUUGCAAGAGCUUUGAUGAAAAAGCCAAAAAUUUUAAUACUAGAUGAGGCUACUAGCUCUUUAGAUGCUGAAAGUGAACAUUAAGUUUAAUAGUAAAUAGAUAAAUUAGCCUAAUAAGGAGAUUUAACUCUUAUUGUAGUUGCUCAUAGAUUAAGCACAAUAGCGAAGAGUGAUAAAAUAUUUGUACUUAAGCAUGGAGAAAUAAAAGAAGAAGGAACCCAUGCUGAAUUAUUAUCUAAAAAUGGUAUAUAUAAAAAGUUAGUUCAUUACCAAAUUAACUUUUAAGAUAAACUCAAAAAAUAAAUAUGA